Fraxinus pennsylvanica is the source of this 459-nucleotide messenger RNA. NCBI's taxonomy places the organism in Eukaryota, Viridiplantae, Streptophyta, Magnoliopsida, Lamiales, Oleaceae. The record is from the annotation of a GenBank genome assembly.
AUGGAUGUAGGGAAACAAUCAGGUUCUUCAUUCACUUCUGAUCUUUUUGGUUCAAAGGAAUCUUCUGCAUCAUCGUCUUCUCGGAUUUUCGACUCAAUUUUCGCACCUUCUACUCAGGUCUCCAGACAAGCAUCUUUACGCCCUCUGGAAUCCCAGAAGAAGCAAGACUCUGGAAAUACUGUUUGGAGCGUCAAUACUGGGGUUAUAGGCAAUAACACUCGAAGUGGUGAAGGUCAAAGAAAAAGCACACCGAGCAAAGACCUGAGUUUGGGUUGUCAGGAAGAAAAAGUUCGACCUUUUCAUUAUAGCUCAUCAAUAUUCUACGGUGGUCAAGAUGUCUAUUCUCGUCCCCAGAAUACUCAGAGCCAAGGACUAACUACUUUCGGUAAAGAUGGGGAAGAAGAUGACUCGGGCAGUGCUUCCAGAGGGAACUGGUGGCAGGGAUCUCUUUAUUAUUAG